AUGGACAAUGAGCAACUUACCGAGGAGGAGGACAUGCACACACGCACAACCCAGACUGUGGCGCCCAAGCCCACAAGCGUGCUCCACAGAGGAGGCAGCCGGUCACCAAACGCCGUGACCACCGCACCCAAACAAAGACAUAUGCAUGCGCGCUGCGCGUUCCCGUGUCUUUAUGGGCACUGCUCGGUGACGCCCACCAAUCAGCUCAGGACGGAGAUAAAUCCCGGCUCUAACAGGCUGCUGCUGUGGAUGUGGUGGGACCCCUGCUGCUCCUCCAUCGUAAACAUAUUCUGA
Messenger RNA from Knipowitschia caucasica, 294 nucleotides. The record is from the annotation of a GenBank genome assembly. NCBI's taxonomy places the organism in Eukaryota, Metazoa, Chordata, Actinopteri, Gobiiformes, Gobiidae.